AUGGAUACAAUGACUACAAUCGUGCAAAAUCAAAGUAGUGAUUUAGAAAAAGAACAAAAAGAAGAACAAGAAGAAACAGAAAAAGAAAAGUACAAGCGAAUAGUUCUCGAUUUAUAUGAAAAAGGUGGAAAAACGCCAAAAAUCCACUUAGUCAGUGAUAAUAAAAACAUUCAACCAGAAGAUGUUUUUGUAGAUUCUGAUCGAGUUCAAAUUGUAUUUACAGCGGGUCUUAUUGAUGAUGAACCUGAUAAUGAUCCAGAUACAAUCAGAAGUAUUUGUGCAAAAGGAUUUAAUAUUGCAAAUUUAAAAACAAUAAUUGAUGAAACAAUGAAUGAUCAUUGGGAAAAUAUUCACCUAGAACAACAAGCAAUCGAACAAGAUUUGCCAUUACGUCUGUCAGAAUUAAAAGAGGUUUAUGUGCGUACAGCAAAAUUUAUUUAUAAUAUACGCCCAGAAUAUUCUGAUGGAACCGAAUAUCAUUAUUUUUCAUUUGAUGAUUUUCGACGAUUUACAUUCAAUAAAAUUGGUGAGACAGUGCCGGAUGAUUUUGUAAAGGAUUCCAGAGAAUAUCCACUUCUACUGAUUCGACAAUUAUAUAAAAAUUCAACAAAAGCAGAAAAAGCUCGAACAUAUGCAAUUGAAACAAAAUUUCCAGAGUUGACAACAAAACCUUGCAAUAUUAAUAGUGAUAAUCUUGGUAAAACAUUAGAACGAGCAAAAUGGGUCAUUAGAAAUCCAAAUGAUACUGACAAUGUCCCGUUUAAAGUUGAUUCAAGUUGUGAUUUCGUUUAUUUGUGUAAAACUGGUCAACAAUCACCAUUAGAUAAUUUUUGGACAACAUAUAAUUUAAAUUCUAUAUUAGAAUUGACUGAUUACAGCGAAAGAGCAUUGAGUUAUUUUACACACUCAAGCGUUAAUGGUGCAACUCAAUCGGUAUGUCGUACUGUAGGAAAAUAUCCAAUAGUCGAUGUGGUUAUAUGUGCAGUUAAUUGCUAG
Rotaria sp. Silwood1 is the source of this 996-nucleotide messenger RNA. The record is from the annotation of a GenBank genome assembly. Lineage: Eukaryota; Metazoa; Rotifera; Eurotatoria; Philodinida; Philodinidae.